This is a messenger RNA of Liolophura sinensis, 469 nucleotides long. Its product is annotated as ubiquitin-ribosomal protein eL40 fusion protein. Gene Ontology annotation, biological process: translation. The transcript is spliced from 4 exons. NCBI's taxonomy places the organism in Eukaryota, Metazoa, Mollusca, Polyplacophora, Chitonida, Chitonidae. Gene Ontology annotation, molecular function: protein binding; structural constituent of ribosome. Gene Ontology annotation, cellular component: ribosome. The coding region runs from base 18 to 404 and encodes 128 amino acids. The record is from RefSeq and is a predicted model, not a curated record.
AGUGAGACAGAGCCACAAUGCAGAUCUUUGUGAAGACGUUGACGGGUAAAACCAUCACCCUCGAGGUGGAAGCCUCCGACACCAUUGAGAAUGUCAAGGCUAAGAUCCAGGAUAAGGAGGGUAUUCCCCCAGAUCAGCAGAGGUUGAUCUUUGCAGGCAAGCAGCUGGAGGAUGGCAGAACACUGUCAGACUACAACAUUCAGAAAGAGUCUACCCUUCACCUGGUGUUGCGUCUGCGUGGGGGAAUUAUUGAACCCAGUUUAAGAAUGUUGGCCCAGAAGUACAACUGUGAGAAGAUGAUCUGCAGAAAAUGCUACGCUAGGCUGCAUCCACGUGCCACAAACUGCCGUAAGAGGAAGUGUGGCCACACGAACAAUCUCCGCCCCAAGAAGAAGCUGAAGUAGACGCUGAGGAUAUCCCAUAUCCUUAUUUGUGUGGCAGUGCAAAUAAAGGGACAUGCUGAAUUGUA